Messenger RNA from Oncorhynchus tshawytscha (Chinook salmon), 5049 nucleotides. Its product is annotated as phospholipid-transporting ATPase IH. Gene Ontology annotation, cellular component: trans-Golgi network; recycling endosome; plasma membrane. Gene Ontology annotation, molecular function: ATP hydrolysis activity; ATP binding; ATPase-coupled intramembrane lipid carrier activity. Gene Ontology annotation, biological process: phospholipid translocation. Bases 569 to 4030 code for a protein of 1153 amino acids. Lineage: Eukaryota; Metazoa; Chordata; Actinopteri; Salmoniformes; Salmonidae. The record is from RefSeq and is a predicted model, not a curated record. The transcript is spliced from 30 exons.
GGCAAACAGCUAUUCGUAUGUGCACCAUAACAGAGCAAAAAGAGAGCGGGACUGGAGGGAAAGACAUAUGAAAAGAGAUUUAUAGAAGGAAAAGAAGAAGAAAAAACACAAAGGGGAACCAGUGAAAAUAAACUCUUCAAGCAUUUUCAAUUAUCAGUUUAGGAAACUUUUAUUCGUUGUGAAAAAAGGGGCAUUCCCGAAAAUGAUUGCCGCGUUCAUGUGCUAGUCGGAACUUGUUAACUGGUUGUAUUUCUACAUGUGCCACGUUCAACCAGGUUGCAAGUCGAAAAUGUCAGAGUUUCCCAGUUCCGACUAACGCGUGAACGCAGCAUAAGCAGCAAGAAUAGCUGCAUCACAUUACUCCGUUGCAUGGCUGUCCAAAAUUACAUGAAAAUCAAAACAGCCAACUAAAAGACCGCUGCUUUCUCGCGCUCGUAUAGAUGGAGAGACAGAGCGCUCGUGAGCGAUGGAUGCGUGGAUAGAGAUGAACAUUGGGUAGCGUCGGUAAAGAUCCAAGGAGACUGGAAAGUGGACAGUAAAUAAUUGCAAACCGGGAGCUGUCAAAAUAAUGGAUUUUAGCGUGCUACGGAAUCUCAUCAGCAGAUACUGUGCGGGGGAGGAGUAUUGGGUGGACAGUCGUACGGUUUACAUCGGUCACAAAGAACCCCCACCGGCGGCCGAGGCCUACAUCCCUCAACGUUACCCUGACAACCGCAUCGUCUCCUCCAAGUACACCUUAUGGAACUUCAUCCCCAAGAACCUGUUUGAACAGUUCAGAAGAAUCGCCAACUUCUACUUUCUGCUAAUCUUCCUGGUCCAGCUCAUCAUAGACACACCCACCAGCCCUGUCACCAGCGGACUACCUCUCUUCUUUGUCAUCACUGUCACUGCCAUUAAACAGGGUUAUGAAGACUGGCUGAGACACAAGGCAGACUGCAGUAUAAAUGAGUGUCCUGUGGACAUGGUGCAGCAGGGGACGGUGGUGAGGACACAGAGCUCCAAGCUACGGGUGGGGGACGUUGUCAUGGUGAGGGAGGACGAGACGUUCCCCUGUGACCUCAUCCUCCUUUCAUCCAGCCGCGGUGACGGAACCUGCUACGUCACCACUACCAGCCUGGAUGGAGAGUCUAGCCACAAGACCUACUAUGCUGUACCAGACACCAUGGCCUUUAAGACAGAGCAGGAGUUGGACUCUCUACAUGCGACUAUUGAAUGUGAACAACCACAACCUGACCUCUACAAAUUUGUGGGGCGCAUCAAUAUUUAUAAGGAAAGAGAGGAUCCCAUAGCCAGACCGCUGGGAGCUGAGAACCUCCUCCUCAGAGGAGCUACCCUGAAGAACACAGGACAUAUUUAUGCUGUAGCCAUUUACACAGGCAUGGACACCAAGAUGGCGCUUAACUACCAGUCCAAAUCCCAGAAACGCUCAGCUGUGGAAAAGUCUAUGAAUGCGUUCCUAAUCGUGUAUCUGUGCAUCCUGAUCAGUAAAGCGGUCAUUAACACGGUUCUGAAGUAUGCGUGGCAGUGGUCUGCUGACCACGAUGAACCCUGGUACAACCACAGGACCGAGAUCGACAGAGAACGCCAUGUGGUGAUCAGGGCAUUCACAGACUUCCUGGCCUUCAUGGUGUUGUUUAACUACAUCAUCCCAGUCUCCAUGUACGUUACAGUGGAGAUGCAGAAGUUCCUGGGUUCUUACUUCAUAGUCUGGGACAAGGAUAUGUAUGAUGAGGAGCUGGGGGUGGGGGCUCAGGUCAACACAUCUGACCUCAACGAAGAGCUCGGACAGGUAGAGUAUGUGUUUACUGAUAAAACAGGGACGUUGACAGAGAACAACAUGGAGUUUAUAGAGUGCUGUGUGGACGGACACGUGUAUAUCCCCCACGCCAUCUGUAACGGACAGAUCCUCAGUGCUGCUUCCAGCAUAGACAUGAUCGACUCUUCGCCUGGAGGAUACCGCAGGGAGCACGAGGACCUAUUCUUCCGGGCUCUGUGUCUGUGCCACACGGUGCAGGUGAAGGAGGAGGAGACAGUGGAUAGCAUCAAGAGAGGGAUCCACCUGGGAAAGCCCACCUCCUUCUACAUAUCAUCCUCUCCUGAUGAGGUGGCUCUGGUGGAGGGCAUGAAGAGGUUGGGGUACACCUAUCUGAGGCUCAAAGACAGUCAUAUGGAAAUACUCAAUAAGGACGAUGAGAUUGAAAGGUUUGAGCUGCUGCACGUGCUCAACUUUGACUCUGUCAGGAGGAGAAUGAGCGUCAUUGUCAAGUCUAGCUCAGGGGAGUACCUGUUGUUCUGUAAAGGGGCAGACACCUCCAUCUUUCCCAGGGUGGUGUCAGGGAAGGUGGAGCAGGUGAGGGCACGGGUGGAGCAGAAUGCUGUGGAGGGCUUACGGACCCUGUGUGUGGCCUACAGAAGUCUGUCCCCAGCGGAGUACGAGGAGGCAUGUCAUCAGCUGAGCGACGCCAAGCUGGCCCUGAAGGACAGGGAGCAAUGGCUGGCGCAAGCCUAUGACCUCAUUGAGAGGGACUUCACCCUGCUGGGGGCUACGGCCGUGGAGGACAGGCUCCAGGAGAAGGCAGCAGACACCAUCGAGUCUCUCCAAAAGGCUGGGAUGAAGGUAUGGGUGCUGACGGGGGACAAGAUGGAGACCGCGGCAGCUACGUGCUACGCUAGCAAGCUGUUCCGCCGCUCCACACAGAUACUGGAGCUGACCAAGAAACGCACCGAGGAACAGAGUCUACAUGACGUUCUGUUUGACCUGAGCAGGACUGUACUCAGACAACGCUCCCUGUCAGGGCUGUCUGUGGAAUGUCAGGACUAUGGUCUGAUCAUCGAUGGGGCCACCCUGUCUGCUGUGCUGAAGCCCAGUCCAGAGAGCUCUGGCUCGGGGAACUACAGAGAGAUCUUCCUGGAGAUCUCUAGGAACUGCAGUGCCGUGCUCUGCUGCCGCAUGGCACCCCUACAGAAAGCACAGAUUGUGAAGCUGAUCAAGGCAUCUAAGGAGCACCCCAUCACUCUGGCUAUCGGUGACGGAGCCAACGAUGUCAGCAUGAUUCUCGAGGCACACGUGGGCAUCGGCAUCAUGGGUAAGGAGGGGCGCCAGGCGGCGAGGAACAGUGACUACGCCAUCCCAAAGUUCAAACACCUGAAGAAGAUGCUGUUGGUGCACGGACACUUCUACUACAUCCGCAUCGCUGAGCUGGUGCAGUACUUCUUCUACAAGAAUGUGUGCUUCAUCUUCCCUCAGUUCCUCUAUCAGUUCUUCUGUGGAUUCUCUCAGCAGCCACUGUACGACACAGCCUACCUGACGCUGUACAACAUCAGCUUCACCUCGCUGCCCAUCCUCCUCUACAGCCUCAUAGAGAAACACAUCAGCAUAGAGAUGCUCAAGAGAGAUCCCACUCUGUACAGGGACGUAGCUAAGAACGCUCUUCUGCGCUGGCCCGUGUUCCUCUACUGGACGUGCCUGGGCUUGUUCAACGCCUGUAUCUUCUUCUUUGGUGCCUACUUCCUGUUCGACAACACCACCUUCACCAGUAACGGACAGCUUAUGACCACCAACACACAGAUGAUGUUUGGAAACUGGACCUUCGGGACUCUCGUCUUCACUGUGCUGGUGUUCACUGUCACACUCAAGCUUGCCUUGGACACACACCACUGGACCUGGAUCAACCACUUUGUCAUCUGGGGCUCCCUGCUUUUCUAUGUCAUCUUCUCACUGCUCUGGGGAGGCAUCAUCUGGCCCUUCCUGAACUACCAGAGAAUGUACUAUGUGUUCAUGCAGAUGUUGUCCAGCGGACCGGCCUGGCUCGGCAUCAUCCUUCUCAUCACGAUCAGCCUGCUGCCUGAUGUGGUCAAGAAGGUCCUCUGCAGGACCCUGUGGCCCACCGCCACCGAACGCGCACAGGACAUUGACAAGCUGUUGCAGAGCAGUGUAGCAGAGUUGACCCCCGUGUCCUCUCGCCCUUCUGGCCCCUCCUCCAAACGGAAGAGCACCUCCCAUCUUCACCUUGGGGUUCCCGGGCCCUGAACACUCCACAGGUCUGAGUUCUUCCCCCACAAACUGGUAUUGUUCCACUGGGCUGAUGGGGGUGGGGCAGACCUCCGCACCCUCAGCCUCUACGUGCUCCGUAAACUCGGGCUGGCUUUGCCUACUACCCACCAGGGCCAGAGACCUCUGUGUGACACAGACAGACAGACAGACACACACACAAACGCAGGCUGAUGUGUGAGCAUACACAACGAUGUGCACACACACAGAGACCAAAAUGUGACCUAAACCUACAAAUAAUAUGGAUUUGUGUUCCACUCAUAAACAAUGCAUACACAAACGCUCACUAAUUCUCACAUACUCCUCGAACAUGAAACAUUUACCAUGUGCAUUGUCAGCCAUUCGGAAGCGGAUACGAUUUGAGGCUUCCACAUGCUUCAGUUCGGCUGGCGCCUUGCCGAGAAUGUAACGAGUGUGCUUGCAUACUCCCUUAAGACUUUCACUUGAAAAAUCAACACAAAAUGUAUGUCCAUUUUGAGAUGCCGUAGCCAGCAUACAAUUCCUCAAAAUAGUCAGAAUUAAUCUAAGAAAUCGUGAAAUUUUGACGCUUUUGCCGAUGAGAUCUUAGUUGCGCAAUUUACAUCUAACUAAGAUGUUUGGUGCAGUAUUUAUCAAUGAAAAAAUGUGCAUGAAAAUUAGUUGUCACGUUGAAUGACAACAAAGACUUUAUUGAAGAAUCCCUACUGGUGACCAAUCACCGACUUCGGCUACCGACUUCGGCUUGUGUCCCUGAACAGCUGCAAAAACUCUUCCCGAAGUCCAAAAGGAUAAAAAUGUCAGAAUUUCAUCAUAAUAUAUGCACAAACUCUUACGAACUGUUUCGGCUGGGAAGCCUUUGACCUCCAAGUUGCCUCCAAUUGGUCCUGUCAUAGUUCUAUUUCAGUCUGGUCCUGAUCCCAGUCCACACCACUACUCUACUACUCUGCUAUUCUAUUCUACUACUUUACUACUCUAUUCUACUCUACUACACUACUCUAUUACUCUACUCUUCUGCUACU